Molecule: messenger RNA, 4560 nt
Organism: Zerene cesonia (dogface butterfly)
Lineage: Eukaryota; Metazoa; Arthropoda; Insecta; Lepidoptera; Pieridae
Gene: pan
Product: protein pangolin, isoforms A/H/I/S
Exons: 12
Coding region: 505-2058 (517 amino acids)
Biological process (GO): regulation of transcription by RNA polymerase II; canonical Wnt signaling pathway
Cellular component (GO): beta-catenin-TCF complex
Molecular function (GO): DNA-binding transcription factor activity, RNA polymerase II-specific; RNA polymerase II cis-regulatory region sequence-specific DNA binding
Source: RefSeq, a predicted model, not a curated record
UGCGUGCCGUUAUCUUGUGUGAGUGUCAGUUCGCUCUCGCGCGCGACGCAGCAUUGUUGUUUGCAGUAGAGUUGCGGAGCCCGACCGGUCGUGGUUUGUUUCACGCUCGACCAAAACUACCGGCGAUAAACAAAAUAAUGAGUGUACAUUACGUGCAUCGCGAGUGCAAGCGACAACAGUGUGUGAUAACAAGAAUGUAACGUGCGUGUUGUGUUAAACGGAGUGCGUUUUUGAACGUGUUUUUUGGUGUUCGGCGCGUGAACGCCAUGACCGUCGUGUUUAGAUACAAUUCGAAAGAUACGCGAAGUAACAAUUUAAGCUCAACCUGACAACUCAUCUGUGAUCUAACAAACGCUAGUAUCAGUGUAAGUGACAUUAACGACCGAUGUGCAUAGCAACCCGGCUCGAAGGACCAAAACGGAAAAUGUAUUAACCGGUCAUGGAUGACAGAUAGUGUGUGUUGUGAAAGGAUGGGAUAAUGGGAGUUGGGUUGGGAUCUUGAAAAUGCCGCAUGCGCACUCGAGUUCUGCUGCGAGCUCGGGCGGCGACGACCUGGGCUCCACGGAUGAAGUUAAGGUCUUCAAGGACGAGGGAGACGGAGAGGACGAGAAGAGGAGCUCGGAGAACUUGCUAGAGGAGAAGUCUAGUCUGAUCGAUUGGACUGAAAGUGAGGAAAAGUCCGGAGAGCCUUAUUCGGGGAAAUUGUCCGUUAAAUCGGAUCUCAGUCCAGUUUUUGGUAAAUUUGAACCACACCCAGCCGCCGGUUUCAACAUGGGUUACCUCAUGGCGCCUUACCCCUACCCCAACGGUGGAGCCCACCCGCUGCCCGUCUCUAUGGCGGGCAAGAUGGGUCUACCAGCGGGUGGUAGCCUCUCGUUAUUUUGCCCCGGUGGUGACCUUGGUCAACCCCCACCAGCGCACAUGGGCAUCCCCCCUCCUUAUCAGCUAGACUCUAAAUUGGCGGCGGGUCUAGCGCGGACACCCAUGUACCCCUUCCCCGGGGGCACCUACCCUUACCCCAUGCUCAGCCCGGAGAUGUCGCAGGUUGCUGCCUCGUGGCACACUCCUAGCAUGUACCCAAUAUCUUCGGCGGCAAGUGGUUUCCGGAGUCCGUACCCCACGUCGCUACCAAUCAGCACAUCUAGUCUAUCAAGUGAAUUAUACCGGUUUUCGCCGACACUGGGCGGGGGCUUGGGGCUCGGACUGGGCCCCGCGCUCGUGCCCCCGCCCCCCUCCAAGUCUGACCUGUUCACACACCAUUCAAGGUCGCAAGAGAAAAGCAGUAACUCCAGCGAGAAGCCGUCAGAUGCCUCCAGCGGCUCCAACAAGGAGCAGAACAAGAAGCCCCACAUAAAGAAGCCCCUAAACGCUUUCAUGCUGUACAUGAAGGAGAUGCGGGCGAAGGUGGUGGCGGAGUGCACGCUCAAGGAGUCAGCUGCCAUCAACCAGAUACUUGGAAGACGGUGGCAUUCCUUGAGUCGUGAGGAGCAGGCAAAGUACUAUGAGAAAGCGAGACAAGAGAGGCAGCUCCAUAUGCAGCUGUACCCCGGCUGGAGCGCCCGGGACAACUACGGUUACGGUUCCAAAAAGAAAAAACGGAAAAAGGACCGCGGUCCCGCUGAACUGGGAGGAAAUAACUUGAAGAAAUGUCGAGCGAGAUACGGUCUCGAUCAACAAAACCAAUGGUGUAAACCCUGCAGGCGGAAGAAGAAGUGCGUCCGCUACAUGGAGGCGCUGGCGGCGGCGGGCGGCGCGGCGCUGCCGCUGGCGACGCCGCAGUCGCCCUGCUCUGAGGAGGACGUGAAGCUGGAGGAGCUCUCCGACGCGUCCAGCGACGAGGCCGACACGCCGCUCAACUCCGCGUCCAGCCCGGGCGGGCUUAGCGCGCUGUCCUCGCUGGCCUCCCCCGCCUCCGACCCGCCGCCCCCGCCCCGCAACCCCGUCGGGACCAACCCCCGCGACGCCAACAACCCCCUCUCCGUCAACCAGCUCACCUCCCAGUCGUGGCCGCGCGCGGCGCAGGCGCGGCCCGGCCAUGAGGUGAUAUCGGUGUCGUAGUGCGAGCGUCCGCCGCCGGCCGCCGCCCGCGCGCGACUGACCGCGGCGCGACGCGCGCUCCCAACCCCAACUCGGCUGACUACCCUCGUGUACUCGGUGAUGACUUCGAUGCGCCAGCGCCGUACAUACGAGUGUCGCACUUGUGCUCGUCACCGGAUCGAAGCUGUAACCGAGUACAGGUUGAUUAUUUGGACUGCCAAUAGAACAGCCACAGUAGGUCGUGCAGUGUUGUGUUUAGCGCUAUCCGUCGACUCGGGCCGGAACUAGGUCGUGUUGGUUGUGAUACAUGGUACCGAGAAAACGAUAAACUCUGGUUUCAGCGGUAUUCAAAGGUUAUAAUCGGGUGCUAAUCUAAGCGGGUGACAUGAUUUUUAGAAAUACCGAUAUGUGAGUGCAUAUAAUUCUAUUUUUAUUUUGACACUGCUUAGAAAUCUGUUCGUACGCGAGUGUGCAACUUUUUCUGUUAAACGAUAGUAGAGAUUUGUGAGCUUCUGUGGCCUAAUAAAACCCGACCAGAUGUGCGGUAUUUCUAAAGACCAACCCGUUCCGUAAGCGAAAUAUGUACAUUAUUAUAAUCUUGUAUUUGACAAAUUAAUGUAAAUUUUAUCUAAACAAAUUUACCACAUGUUAGUCCCGAUAACAGUCAUUUCAACUGAUCUCAGAUUUGUAAGCACUUUGAAGUAAUUUUUUUUCUUGUUCCGAACUCAGCGAGUCUAGCGGGUGUCAUGUUUGACUAGUCACAAAUACUUGUGCCAUCGACUGGCGGGUGAAACGCGAAAGCAAAGUUGGACUCGUGAGCGGGAAUUUAUUUAAGUCACUACCAUAUUAAACUUUUUGACGUAAAAACUAUCGCACAAGGAGUCAAAUCGUUGAAAUUAACUGUUCAUAGACAAUGUGUUAUUCAUUUAGAAGGAAGUUUUUUUUUUAUUCGUUUCGUUACUCUUAUAAUGUUCUUAGUAUAUUUUUUAUUUUAUUAUAUUCGCUUGUAUUUACGUUUACAUACUGUGUUUAAUUACGGUGGUUUUGUUAGUUAACUUCGUGCUGAUGUUUAGUUAUUUUGACACAUUAUCUGUGGACAGACGGCGUUUCGCGCCAUUUUCGCUCUCUCACAGAUUAUAUACAUAAUCCUAUCUAACCUCAACGGCCUGCACUAGAAGGUUCCAUUUAGAUUUAGCGUUUAGUUUAUUUGUCCUUCGCCGUGAGCGCGUGUAUCAUAGUAUUUUAAGGCAACGCGAAGGGCUUUUGUUUUUCCGUUGUGCGGAAUCGUUAGACUGUCUUAGGUUAGAAUAGGCACGUUGUAUGAGUGAUCCAUGAUAUUUCGGAGAAAUUCCUCUUUUAUAUAAUUGCAUUUAUUAUAAACUAAAGUCGGGUCAGUAGUUGUCGCGUUUGCUAAUUUAUGGAAUGACAUUGCACUCAGGUAAUGAAAUUAAUGAAAUUCAACACGUAAAAAUGAUGAUAUUUGAAUGAUGUAAUUGUAUCUGUAUUUAUAAAAGAGUAAUUUUUGCCAAAUAUCUCUGUAUAUGUGUAAGUACAUGAUGUAACUGUAUAAAGCGUAGGUUAAUCUAACUGUGUCAUAUUAGACCUAAGUGUACUAUUCUACUUACAUAUUCGUAUACAUACACUAUUGCUAUGUAAGCAAAGGAAAUUUAAAAAAAUAUUAGUUCAAUACCAACUCAAUAAGUCACCCUGCAUAUCCUGUGUAUACCUUGUUUUAAACAGAGCUAAUGUAAAUAAUUUGUAAUUCGCAGUUAGAGAUUCUUUGGCGAAGAAAUUGCAUUUACUAUUAUAUUAUGUGAAAAUUGUGCCCACGGAAUGAUUGUUUUGUCCAGCGACUUUUUGUUAAUUACUUUUUUUAUUGUUAUUAUUAAGAAUUUUAACGUUGUUGACGGCAAUAUCUAACAGACUAGAACGAAUCGUGAUCUUGUGAUUGAAAUAUCUAUAGACUUACGAAAAUAUAUUAUCAUUGACUAAAUUGACUACAGGAUAUCAUUGUUUUACAUUGGAUCGGGAAUCGGGAGUAUGAUUUUGCAUGAAUAUGAUGUGCAAUAUUGGAGUUUUAUGGGUACUGUAUAUUUUUUUAAUGUAAUGUAGCUUUUCCUGUAAAAGUACGUUUUAAGUUUUUAUAAUUGAAAUUAUAUGGAUUUUCGGAUAUUAUAUGUGAAAAAGAAAUUUUAUUUUGGUUUUAUAGAAACGUGGUGCGAAAUGUGCCAAAACCAUCUGCAGUUUUAUAGAUCGAGAGAAUCGACAGGAAAUUUUGUAUUUGUGCCAAAUUUAAGAAAUGGGCGUCUCGUCGCCUGAUACCUCUUCUUAAAGGUCUUUAUGUUGAUAGAUUUUAUAGGUUGUUUUUAUUGUUAAGAUGGUAAAGACAGACGGCAUGGAGCCGAUUAUUAUUAUUUUUCGUAGGGAAAAUUUGUCAAAUUAGAAAACUCAAUUAUUAGGUCUGGACCCAUGUCUUGUGUUCAGUUGAACGAAUAUUAUUUUAAUAAACAAUAUAAAAUUGUA